Molecule: messenger RNA, 1896 nt
Organism: Rhineura floridana
Lineage: Eukaryota; Metazoa; Chordata; Lepidosauria; Squamata; Rhineuridae
Gene: TMEM151A
Product: transmembrane protein 151A
Exons: 2
Coding region: 153-1607 (484 amino acids)
Source: RefSeq, a predicted model, not a curated record
AGGUGCGCGCUAAGGCAAGGCAGGGCGGCCGCCUCCAUGCCCUGCUGCGGAGGCUCGGGGAGUCGGGGCCGCUCCAGCCGCGGGGCCGCGAAGCCCCUCGCCCGCCCCUAACAUGCGGCCCGGGCGCCUGCUGGCGGCGCCACGCGUGAACCAUGCCCGCUUUGGGAGAAGAGGACGGGGCGCAGCAGCCGGGGGCGGGGGAGCUACCCACGCUCACCCCCGCGGGGGGACCCCCUCGGGAAGAGCAGCGUCCCCUCAAGCAAUCUCUGAGCAGCUCCCUCUGCCGCGAGUCCCACUGGAAAUGCUUAGUCCUCACCCUGCUGAUGUACGGAUGCUUCGGCGUCAUGGCUUGGUGCCGCCUCUCAACGGUAACCCGCCUGAACUAUGAUGGCUCCUACCAGGGUGCCUCCAUGAUCUACCACGACAGCCCUUGCUCCAAUGGCUACAUCUACAUCCCGCUGGCCUUCCUGGGCAUGCUGUAUGUCGUCUACCUGGUGGAGUGCUGGCACCGUUUUGCCAAGGGCCAGAUGCAGUAUCGCGUGGACAUGGCCAGCGUCUACGAGAAGGUCCAGCGCAUGCAGCAGGCGACACCUUGCAUCUGGUGGAAGGCCAUCAGUUACCACUACAUCCGCCGCACCAGGCAGGUCACCCGCUACCGCAACGGCGACGCCUACACCACCACCCAGGUCUACCACGAGCGGGUCAACACCCAUGUGGCUGAGACGGAGUUUGAUUAUGCGGGCCACGGGGUGAAGGAUGUCUCCAAGGAGCUGCUGGGCCUCUCGGAUUACCCGGUCACCAAGCUGCGGUUCACCAAGUGUUUCAGCUUCGCCACCGGGGAGGCGGAGGCAGCCUACCUGACCCAGCGGGCUCGCUUCUUCGGUGAGAACGAGGGCUUGGAUGACUACAUGGAGGCCCGUGAAGGGAUGCACCUCAAGAAUGUGGACUUCAAGGAGCACAUGAUGGUCUUCCCAGACCCCGGCCGCCCUCCCUGGUAUACCCGCCGCUGGGUCUUCUGGCUGGCUUCUUUCAUCCUGCUGUCCUGGCCGCUGCGUGUGCUGGCGGAGUACCGCACGGCCAACGUCCAUUACCAUGUCGAGAAACUCUUUGGGGCAGACGAUGGGCCCAGCCCACUGGAUGGCACGGGGGGCUACGGGCGCCGCAUCUCGCGUGUCAACACUGUGGACAUGACCGAGCUGGAGUGGCACAUCCGCUCCAACCAGCAGCUGGUGCCUAGCUACUCCGAGGCAAUGCUGAUGGACUCCACCGUGGUUGCCGGCGCAGCCUACCUCCGCAGCUGCCAGCGCUGCCGCCGGACUGUCAGCAGCAACUCGCUGCCCUCACGGGGCACCCGGGCUCUCUACGCCCGCCUUCCUUUCAGCUGCAGCCGCUUCUCCCUGAGUGGCGCCAGGCGGUGCAGGGGCAUCCUCAGGAGCUUGAGCGGGAGCCACGUGGGCAGCAGUAUCGAGACAGAGCCGCUGGAGAGCCCCCCCUGCUACCAAGAUGCUUUGUACUUUCCCGUGCUGAUUGUGCAUGGAGGGGAGGGGUGUCACCGCAACGAGCACAGGCCAGGCUCUGCAGGGAGGGCGUCGGGGACCCUGCUGUGAUCCGAGAGAGGAGAAGGCAGUUGAACCUCAGCCCCGUGGGGUGAUGUUGGUGGCAAAGCAACACAUAAGCCCCCCGGCCCUUUUCCCCUGCCUGAGGCCCCUCAUAAACCAGGCUGUUGGUUCUUUUUUUGGCCAAUCUUCCAUCACUCCUCAGAGUUAUCCUCCGGAGGGAAACGAGAGACCCUGGGGUGUGUGCCUGUGUGUGAGUGUGCAAAUUAACCCAAUUGUCCAGACAUUGGCUUGUUUUGCACGAUUUGUUGCUUCGGAAAUGCCUCUCAAAGAAUGUGGU